Macroventuria anomochaeta is the source of this 5118-nucleotide messenger RNA. RefSeq lists its product as uncharacterized. Gene Ontology annotation, molecular function: D-lactate dehydrogenase (cytochrome) activity; D-lactate dehydrogenase (NAD+) activity; FAD binding. The transcript has 3 exons. Lineage: Eukaryota; Fungi; Ascomycota; Dothideomycetes; Pleosporales; Didymellaceae. Gene Ontology annotation, cellular component: mitochondrion. The record is from RefSeq and is a predicted model, not a curated record. Bases 1 to 5118 code for a protein of 1705 amino acids. Gene Ontology annotation, biological process: lactate catabolic process.
AUGUCCAGGCGCUCAAGCAUUGCGCCGAGCUUCUCGAGCGACCGUCCCUCAGUCGCGAGCUCUGUGACUUUUCAGAUGCCCACCACGGUGCGCCCGACGCCCGCGUACAUCGCGGCCUCGGUCGCGUCGCAGAUGGUCACGGACAACCACAACGCGCAACUGCGCCAGACCGACUCUGAACACGAAGAGUUGGAGAACGCCAUCUUUUCGGAGCAAGCCCUCUCGCUGCUCAAUGGCUUCCUCGAUCACUUAUUAUUUGCCUUUCUAUCCACCGCACGCUCGCCGUCCCUUACCGCCAUCCGACCUGCUAUCUCCGAGGUGCUGAAGCCACGCCUAGCUCGUGAAGCAGCAGAGGCCGCCGACGAAGAGCUCCAGGGACUGCUGUCAGGAGAGGACGACGAGGAGUUCUCUCCCACAGACGGCGGUAGGGCGAUUGAUCGAUGGGACAUCGAGAAGGUAUGGAAGCGCACACGUCUGCGGAUAAUGGUUUACACACGCUUGGGCGAGAUGGAAGAUGAGGACGAGGACAAGUACGUUCAGCAGGAGCGUGGGCUGAGCAUGGACGACGAUGAGGACGAAGAGGCUGGCCUUGUGUCAUGGGCUUCUGCGAUCUUCCUUACGUCUGUUGUGGAGUACGUCGCCGAGCAGACACUGCUUGUCGCAGGACAGGCAGCCUACGCUCGCAUGGCGUCCAGGGCGAAGAAGGCUCAGCACCCGGAGGAGACUGAGGAAGGGGCUCUGGAGCGACUGGUUAUCGAGGAGCCUGACGUCGAGAAGAUCGCUCUGAACUCGGCACUUGGCCGAUUGUGGAGGACUUGGAGGAAACGCGUGCGAUCCUCGCUUCAGCCACUUUCCCCAAGUCGCGGCAUCCGACCCAACUCGAGCUACACGAGCCUCCACCGACGAGGAAGUAGCCAAGCUACUGCAGACGACUCCUACCGUGUUGAACCGACGCACGUUUCCGAGCGUGCUCCUACCGAGACAGACAUCGCGGCUAACAUACCACUACCGAUGGGAGCGAGGGACAUCGACGAGAUUGAGGUGCCAGGUCUGGCUCGGACCUAUGAGGAUGCAGAGAGCAGCGGCACGCAAACGCCAGUAUCGCGACCUCAACGACCAAGUAGUGUUAUCAUGCUUGCUCCUGCUGAGACCUUUCGCCGAAGACACAACAAGGAGCGACCUUCAUCAAUGCCUGGCCCAGAAGUGUCGCCCUUCGCUGUACCUCCACAGUCUUACUUGAAAGAGAAUGAGGGCCAACUAGAGACCCCGUUCGAAACCCCAAUGACGAGCAACUUCAACCGUAACUCCUACAUUGGCGACGAAAACAGAGUAGAACCUCUGCUUCUGCCGCACAAGGGCGAGGGCGAUGCCCAUGAUGCUAUGCUGGCUUCUGCUCUGGGCACCUCUCCCAAGAUUGAGCGCAACUUGAUCAAUACCAGUAGUUUGGAGAAGAGUGACGUGGAGCCUGACACACCCAACUCGGCGACUUCGACCACUUCAGAUACCUACGAUGUCGAGCCGAAGGUCUUGCAGUCCAAGAGAAUGUCGAUCGGAAGGAGCGGCCCUCCAGGCAUCGUGCGCGCCUUCUCCACACGAAGCAACAGCCUCAAGUCGCCGCAGGAAACACCUACAGUAACACCAAUGGCCUCAACCCAUGCUGAGGCGAGAUCUUACCUUGAUGAUCACUCUGAUGACAAAGACGUCGAAGGGCCUCAGGCUAUUGGCGUGGCGAAAACAUCAGAUGUGCCCAUUCGGUCGUCACCCACUCCUUCUGUCGAGCCAUGGUCUGAGCGAGCCAAGGUCGUGCCUGCACAGGGUGGAUAUGUCGAAGUGCAGCCCACGCCUCGAUCCGUACCGUCACGCAACACACCCACACCUGACUCGAAGCCCACGAUACCUGAACGUUCUGUCGCACGCAACGAUGUUCUCAAACGUGCUAGUCCCAGCAUCGGCAGCGGUGUAGGUCCAGCUGCUGUCGCAGGUACCACAAGCCCACUACGCCGACGAGAUACAACUCCUCCAACAUCAGGACGCACAUCCUUGCCGUCUCUGCAAGAAGUCGAGUACUACAGGCCUCAGCAGGUCGUUGCUAGUGAGCAGACAGCCCGACGAAACAGCUCCACCUUUAGCAACCGAAGCCGUACGCAGAGUCCCCAUCUUGGACGAGAUGCUGCUGUGACAAGGACCGAGCGACAAGUUCCUCGUCGUUCUACAGAGGAGUCUUUGCGCUCUCAAUCUGCGGCUGGUGGUUCGAUCAUGGAGAAGCCAGGCGUCAAGCGUGUGGGCUCGACUUCUUCAAAGAAGUCUGGUAGUAUUCAUCGCUUGCCUGCCGCUCGCGACUCUGAUCCUCAGCUGUCUCGCAACCUUGGCGGACGCAUGUCUGAAGAAGACAGAGAACGCCAGUUUGAGGAGUUUGUGCAAGGCAAAGAGACUGUCAAGUACACUUUGACACCGGAAAACAUGCGUGCUCUAGAUGCAGAACCUGAGCGCCCCACCACUGCUUCGGUGACGGUGUACCCUCGCGUCGAUGCCGACAAAGACAACUCGUUCGGUGCAAACGCGCUUCCCGCCAAGCCCACCAGUAAGGGUAGGGAUCCUGGCGUUCCCAACCACAAGCCUUCACUGAGCAGAAAGGUCAUUACGAGGCCGCUUGCCAGAGAGCCGCGCAUCGAGUCGGAGUCUAUGCGAGACUUCGCCGACUUUAUUCGAUCGACUGGUCCUUCGCCAGGCCAAGAGAAGACUGUACAGCCUUUCGUUAACAUCAGUGGCAAUGGCCUGAAAUCGCCUAAUGGCUCUUCCACUUCUGUUGGUCGGAAGUCAUCGACCAAGCAGUCGAGCACUCAUACCAUCGAUGGACCAUCGACGAGACCUCGUGUCAACAUGGAGCCACGCAGCCCGGCUGGCCUCAGUACUGGUAACGAUGAUUUGAUAGACUUCAUUCGUCAGGGGCCGUCGAAUGGCCCAGAGGGACAGCCCAGGAUACCACGAUCAGUUGCUCCAUUCCGCACGACAGUUGACUCGGAUCAGUUCGAAAAUAUGUUGGCAGGCCAUGGUAACGUUGAGUCAGCGUAUGGCUCUAAGGCUUCCACGCUCAACUCGCAACAUUCGAUCCAGACUUCCAACUCGAGGACUGGACUCAUUGCUCCACCAAACGUAGUGCAGCCUGCUUACUCGAACACCUCACAGAACCAGUCCGGUAGCAUGACCUUAAGCUCAGAGCCUGUAAUCACCCGCACUCGCAGACGCAUCAAGGACCCUUACGCGAUCGACCUCUCUGAUGAGGAAGAUGAGGACGAAGACCAACUGACUGCUCUUCCUCCCUCGAACAAGCCAUCUGCGCCGAGACAAGAGAGCCUUGUGGAUUUCCUCAACGAGAUGGAGCCACCAUCUGGACCGUCCGCUGGCAAACCCCAGCCGUUGAUGCUCAGUCAGGAGACUAUCGCUAUGGCUAAGACACGUGCGAACAGUUCGAACUCUUCCCUCUCUUCUUCGGCCACAGCAACACGCAGUAACGGUGCCGGCAACGGUGCUGCACCACCCAUGGGUUUCCCAUCUUCGAGUGGUGGAGAGGCUAUGCGCGCUCACAAGCCCAAAGUUGCAGCGCGAGCACCUGUCGUCGGUGAUGUGCGUGCGAACCGUACGGCAACUAGCGAUCUUGCUGACUUCCUGCGCAAUUCUGGACCCCCUGAGCCCGUAGGACCUCCACCUGGUGCUCGAAAGGAAGAGGAGAAGAAAAAGAGCAGCAAUAUGAAGUUCUGGAGGAAGAACAGGGAGAAGACGUACGUCACUGUCUUCUUCCCGAAAUCGACUCAAGAUGUCUCCAUAAUUCUGAAAGCAUGCAAUGAGCGCCGUAUAGCUGUCACCUCAUUCUCUGGUGGCACAAGUUUUGGCGGCGCGUUGACAUCAACAAGAGGCGGGGUAUGCAUCAGCUUCGAACACAUGAAAGGCAUUAUUGCCUUGCAUGAAGACGAUCUCGAUGUCGUAGUGCAGCCUGGCUUAGGCUGGGUGGAGGUGAACGAGCAGUUGAAGGAAAAGGGCAUUUUCUUUCCUGUGGACCCGGCGCCAGGCGCAAGCAUAGGCGGCAUGAUCGCGAUGAGCUGUUCGGGCACGAAUGCGUAUCGUUACGGUACGAUGAAAGAGUGGGUUAUCUCUUUGACUGCGGUGCUUGCGGAUGGAACGAUUGUCAAGACACGCCGCCGAUCACGGAAAUCAGCUGCUGGGUACGAUAUCGCUCAUCUGGUCAUCGGGUCGGAAGGUACGCUUGCGCUAGUCACGGAAGCAACACUCAAACUCGCUGUGCUGCCACAAAACCUGCACGUUGGUCUCGUGACGUUCGAUACAUUUCAGCAAGGUGUCGACAUUGUUGUCGCUCUGCAGAAAGCUGGGCAUCAACUGGAAGCACUGGAACUAGCAGACGGCCCACAAGUCCACGCGAUCAACUAUUCCAAACUCGCUCGUGUGCAGAUGGCUGAGAAACCUACCCUUUGGCUCAAGUUCGCUGGCUCAUCACUCCAGCUUGUCAAAGACCAAAUUGAGACCGUCAAAACCCUCUGCAAGAAGCAAAAGGCGCUAACAUACGAGAUCACGUCUGACAAAGCGCGCAUCGACAUCCUUUGGGGCGCUCGGAAAUGUAUCGGCCACGCACUGGUCGCAAUGAAGAAGGACCCAACGGAUCUGUUCAUGCACUCUGACUGCGCUGUCCCAAUCUCCAAUCUUGCUGCUCUCGUGGAAGGGACACAGAAGCUCAUCCAGGAAGCGAAUGCAGCCAACCAAGCAUCUUCAUCGGACUCUAAGCACCCAUGGUUCUGUGCCAAUGUCGGGCAUUUGGGUGAUGGGAAUGUGCACUCAUCGAUCAUCUGUUCUGCAGCUGAUAAGCCGAGAGUUGAUGAAGUACUGAAGAAGGUGGCAAGGCUUGCGCUGAGUUUGGAGGGUACGGUGACUGGAGAGCAUGGCGUUGGACUGAAGCAGAGGGAUGCGCUGGUUGAUGAAGUUGGAACUGAGGGAAUCGAUAUGAUGAGGAGGAUGAAAGCAGCGCUUGAUCCUAGAGGUAUACUGAACCCUGACAAGGUAUUCAGACUGGAAGAUGUUGAAAAUUUGGCCCGGAAAGCCAAGCUGUAG